AAUAUAUCUAUCCCCCAACCUCUCCAUCCUCAUGAUCUUUCUCCACCGAGUCCACCCCAUAAAAGAUCUUCUCCAUCUCCUCCCCAUCCCCCUCUCCACAAUCAAUCCAUCCCCUAAUUCUCACAGGGGCAGAGAAAGAGAUGAGGGAGGUGAUAAGCAUUCACAUAGGACAGGCUGGGAUUCAGGUGGGGAAUGCUUGCUGGGAACUCUACUGCCUUGAGCAUGGCAUUCAACCAGAUGGCAUCAUGCCCAGUGACACCUCGGUAGGUGUUUCCAAAGAUGCCUUCAACACCUUCUUCAGUGAAACCAGUGCUGGAAAGCAUGUGCCGAGGGCAAUUUAUGUUGAUCUGGAACCAACUGUGGUUGAUGAAGUUAGGACUGGGGCUUAUAGGCAACUUUUUCAUCCCGAGCAACUUAUUUCUGGCAAAGAGGAUGCAGCGAAUAACUUUGCUAGAGGACAUUAUACUGUUGGGAAGGAUAUCAUUGAUAUAUGCCUUGAUCGAGUGAGAAAAUUAUCUGACAAUUGCACUGGUUUGCAAGGAUUUUUGGUAUUUAAUGCUGUUGGUGGUGGAACUGGUUCUGGGCUGGGGUCCUUGCUUUUGGAGCGCUUGUCUGUAGAUUAUGGAAAGAAGUCAAAACUUGGCUUCACCAUCUAUCCUUCUCCUCAGGUCUCAACUGCAGUUGUGGAGCCUUACAACAGUGUCUUGUCCACUCAUUCUCUACUUGAGCACACAGAUGUUGCUGUGCUCUUGGACAAUGAAGCUAUUUAUGAUAUAUGCAGGAGAGCCUUGGACAUCGAGAGGCCGACUUAUACCAACUUAAAUCGCUUGAUCUCUCAAAUCAUCUCUUCACUUACCACCUCCCUGAGGUUUGAUGGUGCCAUUAACGUGGACGUUACUGAAUUCCAAACUAAUCUGGUGCCAUAUCCUCGUAUUCAUUUCAUGCUGUCAUCUUAUGCCCCGGUGAUCUCAGCUGCAAAAGCUUACCAUGAACAACUAUCUAUUCCCGAGAUCACAAAUGCUGUGUUUGAGCCCUCAAGUAUGAUGGCCAAGUGUGACCCAAGGCAUGGAAAGUACAUGGCAUGCUGUUUGAUGUAUCGCGGAGAUGUAGUGCCAAAGGAUGUUAAUGCUGCUGUAGGCACCAUUAAGACGAAAAGAACUGUUCAGUUUGUUGACUGGUGCCCAACUGGUUUCAAGUGUGGCAUCAAUUACCAGGCACCUUCAGUGGUACCAGGGGGAGACCUUGCAAAGGUGCAGCGCGCGGUUUGCAUGAUAAGCAACAACACUGCAGUGGCUGAGGUUUUCUCCCGAAUUGACUACAAAUUUGAUCUCAUGUAUUCUAAGCGAGCAUUUGUCCACUGGUACGUUGGUGAAGGCAUGGAAGAAGGUGAAUUCUCAGAAGCCCGUGAAGAUCUCGCUGCUCUUGAGAAAGACUAUGAGGAAGUUGCAGCAGAAGGUGGUGACGAUGACGAAGAUGAACCAGAAGAGUACUAGAUUUACCUUGUUCCACAGUUCUCUAUGCCUGUCUCUUCUCAUGCCUUGCUCUGUCUUUUGUUGUAAUACGUUCUAAAACUAUUCCUAUAAAUGACAUUUAUGUUGUUCCUUCCUGGUGUUGUUACGGUGGAUUUAAUCCAUCCUCUGCAACAAUGUGUUGGUGUAUCACAAUGAAAAUUGAAUUAUUUUCUCA
Diospyros lotus (date-plum) is the source of this 1686-nucleotide messenger RNA. RefSeq names its product tubulin alpha-5 chain-like. Gene Ontology annotation, molecular function: structural constituent of cytoskeleton; GTP binding. Gene Ontology annotation, cellular component: cytoplasm; microtubule. Bases 141 to 1493 code for a protein of 450 amino acids. The transcript is spliced from 5 exons. The record is from RefSeq and is a predicted model, not a curated record. Gene Ontology annotation, biological process: mitotic cell cycle; microtubule cytoskeleton organization. NCBI's taxonomy places the organism in Eukaryota, Viridiplantae, Streptophyta, Magnoliopsida, Ericales, Ebenaceae.